AUGCACCACACAUCCAUGCAACCUCCAUCAACUCAUCACACAAGCACAGCACAGCGCAGCACAACCACACAGUGGAGUCCUGCUCACAUAGCAGUUGACCACCAACUCAUCUCAUCUCACCUCUCCUCAACUCAACUCAACACAAGCAACUACACAAGGAAAGCAGCACCAAUGGUUGGAGUGAAGAAACAGUCAGAAUCUGCCAACUCAUCAGUCUCUCUAAGCGCCUCCCAACAAGCUGGAGCAUUCUUCCCACGACAGUUUCAGUCCGGUUACGACAGCUCCACGCGUCUUGCACUCAACUUCACACCCUCCCUAUUUCGCAUGACUGCAUCCAACUCAAGCUCGUCCCUCUCAGAGAUGGCGUCGGACUCCUCGACUAGUUCAAGGCGAUCAUCAGCUUGGAAGAUGAAGUGGAGGCAACGUGGAAGUGAAAUGAGCCGAGCCCAAGUGGACGAAGUCGUACGCCUCGUGCUCUCCUCCUUCGCCGCUAAAAUGCCUCACAGCAGCAAGUUGAAGAACAAUGCCCAACUCUCCACUGACUUCGGUCUUGACAGUUUGGACCGCGUCAACUUGCUCAAGACACUGGAGAAGUCUUUCAACUUCAGAGUGUUCCCCGACGAGUUCGAUAAUUUGGAGGAAGAGUUGGCGACUCCUGAUGAUAUUCCACGCCACAAACUCCUUAUUUCUAUUCACCAACAUGACUGCAAACAGAAGUGGGCCCAGUCAAGAGAAUUCUCUCAGACAAUCCCCUUAAUUCUGUCAGAUGAACUGGGUUCCGAGCCCGCCCAACGAAACGACUUCACUGCUCACGUAGCAGUUGACCACCAACUCAUCUCAUCUCACCUCUCCUCAACUCAACUCAACACAAGCAACUACACAAGGAAAGCAGCACCAAUGGUUGGAGUGAAGAAACAGUCAGAAUCUGCCAACUCAUCAGUCUCUCUAAGCGCCUCCCAACAAGCUGGAGCGUUCUUUCUUUCAUAG
Rodentolepis nana is the source of this 987-nucleotide messenger RNA. The record is from the annotation of a GenBank genome assembly. NCBI's taxonomy places the organism in Eukaryota, Metazoa, Platyhelminthes, Cestoda, Cyclophyllidea, Hymenolepididae.